AAUGGCGGUGAGCGCAAGCACAAACAUUGCUGGCUUUGACUGUCCGACAUGGGCGGGAAAGCCUCCACCUGGCCUCCAUCUGGAUGUUGUUAAAGGAGACAAAUUAAUAGAGAAGCUGAUCAUCGAUGAAAAGAAGUUCUAUCUGUUUGGGAGGAAUCCUGAUCACUGUGACUUCACAAUAGACCAUCAGUCCUGCUCGCGUGUUCAUGCAGCGCUGGUUUACCACAGACACCUCAAGAGAGUCUUUCUCAUCGACCUCAACAGCACCCAUGGCACAUUUCUGGGCAGAAUUCGCCUUGAGCCUCACAAACCACAGCAGGUGCCGAUCGACUCGACCAUGUCGUUUGGAGCAUCGACGCGAGUGUACACGCUGAGAGAGAAACCACAGACACAGAGUAGCUCUGCUGCAGGAGACAGUAAAGGAGUGGAGGAUGAGGAGCUCAAGGGGUUACUGGGACUGCCAGAGGAAGAAACAGAGCUCGAGAACCUGACAGAGUUCAACACGGCUCAUAACAAGCGCAUCUCCACGCUCACCAUCGAGGAGGGAAACCUGGAGAUCCAGAGACCCAAGAGGAGGAGGAGGAGCUCACGAGUGUCCUUCAGUGAAGAGGAGGAGAUCAUCAACCCUGAGGAUGUCGACCCCUCUGUAGGGCGCUUCAGAAACAUGGUGCAGACAGCUGUGGUCCCCAUUAAGAAGAAGAAACUGGAGGCUCAUGGUACAUUGGGACUGGACGACAUCGUAGGACGCCGGUUACAGAACUUCCCUCUCAGCGCUGGGCUCUACGGUGACUUACCGCCCACCAGUCAUGAGGCAGGUGGACAAGUGGGUGGAGCUCAGGGUGGCGGGUCUUCUGCCAUGUUGGGCGGGAUGCCUCUGCCCUUCCCUAACCCCGCCCCAGAGGUCGAUCUCUUGCCCGCUGCAGUGCAGCCCCCUGCUAUGCUCAACCCCACUCCCGCUCCUGGACCCUACUCGGCCGAACCCCUCAAUGAGCCACGCAAGAAAAAAUACGCCAAGGAGGCGUGGCCUGGCAAAAAGCCCACUCCUUCCCUGCUGAUUUAACAUGUUUAACUGUAAAACAGGACAGCCAGAUCCUACAAACAACAGAGCUGAAGAUGACUAUUUCAAAUAUCUGCUUUGGAGUUUGGAGUACUUUUUAUUUGAGGAUAUUGUUUCCAUGCAACAUAUUUUUAACAGAUUAGAUACUUAAAUGUUACCUGUUAAGGCAUUACAGUAGAGAUUUUGAAAAGGUGAGUCAUCUGCAGUGGACACUACAAAAACUGUGGUUGUUUCUGGAAUUUGGUGAAAAUCAGGUCCAAAAUCAGAAGAAAAGAAAAAUAAGAAAUUAUAUUUUGCAUAAAGAAAAUAAAGCUUAUUUUUUACAUAGGAUUUUUUGCAGUUCAACAUUAUUUUCCUAAUAAUUAAGCACAUAUCCCUCAAUACUUAUUAAAGAAAUCUAAUUUUAUUACUGUAUACAGUAAAAAUGUGACAUUUAAAAAAAGAAUCUGCAUAAAGUCAAAACGACCUUUGAAAAAGCAUUAAUUUCACUACUAUUAUGCCUCACAUCUGAACUAGAAUGGCGUUUUGCUCAACCAUAAAUAUUGUUUUGAAACCGCUCUCCGUUACCGUAUAAUUUGGAAAAUUGUGGCGUUAGGAAACUGAAAACGGAUUAGUCUGGAUGUGGCCUAAAAAAUAUAAAUGGUUUCAAUUUAAAAAAUAUAUCACUAUUUUUUCCACAUCACGACAAUGAGAAUUACUUUUUUAACUUAAAGGCAGUACAAAAAUAUUGCCUUGAUUUAUAAAUAAUUUACAAUGUUGCAAUGCAAAAACUCUUUUUGUUUAUGCAAAUAAUGUCUUAUUUCAUUAACACUUUACAAUAAGGUUCGAUUAUUAACAGCACGGUGGCUCAGUGGUUAGCAUUGUGGCCUCACAGCAAGAAGGUCCCAGGUCAACUGAGCCUCUCUGUGUGGAGUUUGCAUGUUCUCCCCAUGUUUGCUUGAAUUGAAUAAAGUUAACAUUAGAUUAUGCAAUAUAAACAACAAAAAUGUUUUUUAUCAAUUAACAUUGACAGCUGUUUAAAAACAUCGUUCAUUGUUAUUUCAUGAUAUCUAAUGCAUUAACUAAUGUGUUGACAAAUGGAACCUUAUUGUAAAGUGUUACCUUUAUUUCUUUUGAUAUUGGGCUAAAAUAUAAAACAGACAUGUUGAUCUUCUAAGCCUGAUCUUGACAGGUUUCAUGAGAUUCAUCCAGGAAGGAUGAAGUGAUGUUUGAAUGAAUUGCACCUCAUCCUAGUUGGUUGUUUCAGGCUUUCCUGACCGGAACACACUUUAAAAAGCUUGGACCAUAUUCAGUAGAUAUCAGCAGGUGAUUGAGUAAAUGUAUUCUCACUCACGUUAAAUAUACAAGCAGUUGUUGUCAGCCACACUAAUGGUAAAUAGCAGCCAUUGCAUUUUAACAACAUCAUGUAUUUAAUACUUUGGUUUUCAAAAUCCUAAGAGCUUAUUCCUCUGGAAAAAUGUUCACUGUACGUUUAAGAUGUUUUUGUAUUAAAUAUUUGAAGUACAAACCAAACCAUUGAACUCAACCAAGUGUUACCUUACUAAACCGUAAUGCUGUAGGUUCAAGUAACAUGUUUGUGUGUUAUGAGACUGAGUGUUUGUAGUACACAUAGGACAUUUUUUUGGAAAUAUUUCAAAAUACUGUGGCUGUGUAUUGGUUUUCUAGAGAGAAACUGAAACUGAACUUCAUACAUCUGACCCGAUUGUGCAGAAUGAGACCAGUGCGAUUUAUGUAAUCUGAACGCAGGGAAUUGCCUUGUAAUUCCAAGGCAAUGUGAACUGUUUUGUUAGCAUUUUAUAUAUAUUUUUUUAUCUGAAUGGAUCUUGCUGCCCAUUGUGAGUGAAAGCACACAUGAAAGUACUUAACGUGGAAAGAUGAAAGGAAUUCCUGUCAUUGUUGGAUUAUUUGUCUAAUAAACGGUAUUCCUUACUCGAAACGUAUGUCAAUGAUGAAGUGCAGUGAUAACUAGGUUUUUCAUUUUCUGAAGAUAUGAGUGGAGUUUGAAUGGACAAAACUCACUGCCACAAUGAUGGGUGGUUGCUAGCAGUGUCAGAUAUUAACUUUGCCAUUAGGAGGCAAUAUUUCCCCCUUUGAUAUGGUCAAAUUUGGCCACACUAGUCAGUUUUUCUCAUCCACACUGAAACAACAUUUCCUUCCACCAAAAAUGGAGACACCAAAAACGCUCUCAAAAACGGCAUACUUUGGGAAAGCAAUGACUGUUAAGAAACUGAAAACCGAGAUUUCAAACCUAGUAAACAUUAAAAGGAUGUAAAAUAACCACUUUCUGUACCAAGUUUGUGUAUAUAAUCUCUUUUGUCUUUUCAUAACCAUUCAAAUAUUAUAUAAGAACUCUUAUAUUAUUAGGUGUUUAGUACAGUUUUAGUAAAAGAAUAGUCCGAAAAGAAUAUCCAGUAUCAUUGGAACUAGCGUUGGGAAGUCCAACUCAUUUUAGCAAACUGGUUCAUUCGAACUGUUUGUUUUAAUGAACAAUUUCGAUGAACUGAUUUAGCGAUUUGUUCACUGUAAGCCCUAAUGCUCAAAGUGUUUGUGUAGGCAUAAAUUAAAUCAUACUAAUUAGUUCAAAUAAAUUAACCUUAAAGAGUAUUUAGAACUUUUUCAUUUGAGUUCACAAAACUGACACCUUUUAAGUGACCUGAAUUGUUUAAUUGUUUUGAGUUCAAUGAACUUGGCUCUUUAAAUUAACAGGAACUUAAAUUUAACUGAAACUGGGCAGGGGAUUUCUAUGUCCCAGCAUGCUUUGCAUGGCACUCGAUAGGGAGAGUAAAUGUUAAAAUUAGGUGUUAUAUAAUAUGUCUUUGUGCAAGAUGACUGUAAAGGGGGAGACAUUAAUGUUUAAUGUUUUGUGUUAUUUAGAAGAGUUUCUGUUAUGUUGGAGUUUUGGUGGCUAACAUUAUAGUGAAUGGUGAAGAUUGAUUUUAAGUUGAGGACUGGUACAAGUAAAAAAAAAAAAAAUGUCUAUAUUGCUUUACUCAUUGAGCAAUUGCUAUGCUAAUUAAAGCAACCACAUGUAUGUUAGACCCAAUACCGACCGAGCUCUAAAAAGAGGUGUUUCCUGUAAUCUCAGAACCUCUUCUUAAUAUUAUUAACUCCUCGCAUGGUUCAGGACUCAGACACACUCUCUCAGUUUAAGUCUAGACUAAAGACUCAUAUUUUCAGCCAGGCAUACACCUAAUUUAUCCAUCAACUCAUAGUUAUGCUGCAUUAGUUGGGUCUGCCUGAAUCGGAAACACUUCCCAUAUUCUAUAAUGUGGUUUUUAGUGAAUGGCAUCUAAGAUAAUAUUAUUCUAUUUGUUUCCCUGUCUUAACCUCGGGAUACAUAUCCUGAGGUUACCAGAGCCUGCCAGAUCCAGCUCUGGUCCUGCCUGAUGUCCGACUCACAUGUGUUGCCGAGUGAUGACGACUAACUGCAGCCUGUGCCAGCCAGAUAUCACUUCAGUCUACUAUGAUGGACUUCACAGAGGAUGAACUGAUGUCAGCACCAACAUUAAGACAUGGGAUACUUCACUGGAUACUGCCUAAAACUUGGACUUAAGAUGGACUUCACUGGAAAUGAACUGCCACAAGCUUCCAGUCGAACUGCAAUGCACCUCACUGACCUCUGCCUGCAUCACAUUGGUCAAAGAAUGAAAUACAUAGAUAAAAAAUUAAUUACCAAUUAAAGCCUUCAUCAGCCAAAUAACAGAGGACAAGUCAUCUGUGUGCACUUCUGCAAUUAAUUCAGAAUGGACUUCAAAACUUUAGUCGUUAAUCUUACAGUUCAUACUAAAUCUUUUUGUUUAAACAUUGACCCCUAACACUUAGUUUACUAUUUUUAAACCAUGACUUGCACUGCACACAAAUAACUAAUAUUGGCAUUAUAUUCAUGCUGUUUAGUCAGAGGGGAACUGGCCCCCACAGAGAGUCUGGUUUCCCCCAAGGUUAUUUUUCUCCAUUAACCAACAUCUUAUGGAGUUUUGUGUUCCUUGACACGGACACCUUUAGCCUGCUCACUGGGGGUCUAAACACAAAUAUUAUUUACUUAUUUAAUUAUUUAUUUUAAGGCACAAUUUACAAUCAUGUUUUUUUUUCUUUUCUUUUUUUUUUUUUUUUAAACUGCACAGUUAUGACUCUAAGACAUUACAGAUAUUACAGCAUAAUUUUCUGUAAAGCUGCUUGGAAAUGAUGUGUAUUGUGAAAAGUGCUAUACAAAUAAAAAUGAC
Messenger RNA from Myxocyprinus asiaticus (Chinese sucker), 5277 nucleotides. RefSeq names its product nuclear inhibitor of protein phosphatase 1-like. Gene Ontology annotation, cellular component: nuclear speck. Gene Ontology annotation, molecular function: mRNA binding; protein binding; protein serine/threonine phosphatase inhibitor activity. Lineage: Eukaryota; Metazoa; Chordata; Actinopteri; Cypriniformes; Catostomidae. The transcript is spliced from 7 exons. The coding region runs from base 2 to 1060 and encodes 352 amino acids. The record is from RefSeq and is a predicted model, not a curated record.